Messenger RNA from Loxodonta africana (African savanna elephant), 2433 nucleotides. It is a transcript of the gene C3H19orf25, whose product is annotated as chromosome 3 C19orf25 homolog. The record is from RefSeq and is a predicted model, not a curated record. The transcript is spliced from 2 exons. Bases 286 to 636 code for a protein of 116 amino acids. Lineage: Eukaryota; Metazoa; Chordata; Mammalia; Proboscidea; Elephantidae.
GAAGUGGCUGCUUCGUUGGCCCUGGCGCCUCGGCUGGUGCAUCUGGUGACCGGCGGUGUCGUUUCGCGGGGAAACUGAGGCUGAGGUCCCGCUGGACCCUGACGUCCCCCGUGACGUGGGGUCUCGCAGACGGGAGGUCGGGGCGGGGCAGUCCCGGGGGGCGGCGCGGGGGACUGUCCCCGCAGCAGGGCUCCGGCGGGUGCGUAGGAGUUCGCGGGCGGAGGCGCGGCCGGAGCAAAGCCGAGAGGUGGACGCGCCGGUCAGCCCUCCGUCUGCCCCGCGGAGAUGGGCUCCAGGGCCAAGAAGCGUGUGGUGCUGCCCACCCGCCCGGCGCCCCCCACCGUGGAGCAGAUCCUGGAGGACGUGCGGGGGGCGCCGGCCACCGACCCCGUCUUCAGCGCCUUAGCCCCGGAAGACUCUGCAGGCCCUGCUGGGAAGGCCGAGGACACCAAAGUGCAGCGGGAGCGGCUGUACCAGCAGAGCCAGGCCUACGUGGCUGCCAACCAGCGGCUGCAGCAGGCAGGAGAAACGCUACAGCGCAAGUGUGAAGACCUGCGACAGGCGGGUGUGGAGCUGGAGAGGGGCGUCAGCCAGGUGGCACAGACGGCGCUGCCCACGGCCACCGCCUCAGGCUGACCCACCCACCGGCUCCCUGGCCCCUGGAGGAGCAGGGAGAAGCUGGUGGUGCGUUCCAGGACACCCCCAUUCCCUUCACUGGGUAUGGCCCAGGCCAUGGCGAGAAAGCAGAACAGCCAGCUCUCCAUUUUGUGAAUUAUCCAGGACACAUUUGUUCACAUGCCGCCCGCGCCCUCCUGACCCAGCAGGCACCCGAGCACCACCCCUGGUGGAAUCUCGGCCUUGCCCCGGCACAACACCCAACCCACCUCGGACACAGCCCCUCCCAGCGGGCCAGGUCAGGGCUGCUCACUGGGACCUCCGACACCACGGUCAAGUCUGUGUGGUGGCUCUGGCUCCCUGCACCGUCCUCUGUCACGUGCGCAGCCUUGGUGCUCGUGCUCUGCUGAUCUGUGGGGGCACCAAUUCUGGCUGCCCCAGCUUGGCCAACUUCUCAUCCUUUAAGACACCUCCGCUGGGCCCCAGGCGGCUCCAGCGCUGUGCUCCGCACCCAUGCCUCUGUCUGCAUACGCCAUCACUAUCGCCUGUGGAAACGGCAUUGACAUGUUGGGCGCCCCAGACCAAGCUCCCCUAGCCGUGGGCGUUCAGAAGGUGCCAAGCUUGGCUCUUCACGGCAGUGGUCACUGUGGCCCCACAGAGCCCCUGUGUCAUGGGCAUCCCCCCUUCCCCCCAGCUGCCUGUGUGGGUGCUGAUGGCUCAAGGUGCCCUGGCCCUAAGGGGUGCCCAGCCAGGUUUGCUUCUCCCUGUCUCCAACUGUCAGGGGGACAGACACCCACCCCCUUGUCUGCAGAUGGGAAUGAUCGUCCCUGAGUGCUGAUCAUGACCCAGAGCUCCUGGUGGGGUCAGCUCUGCCCCCUGACCCACCCCAGAGCCCUCCCUGCCUUCUGUAUUUUCCCUCCAUAAACCCACACACUGGACCCUGCUCUUGGGCUCUGCUUCUGGGGACCUGACCUGAGACUUGUACUCAGUGAACACAGUCACUUUGGAAUCUUGGAGAAGCAGCACUCCAAUGGACGGAGCUAUGUGGGAGAAGCUGUGGGUCUGAGCUGUGUAGGGGGUGGACUGUACUGGGCGCUGUUGCCCCUCCUGUGGCUGCAGGUGGCUGGAGGCUGCUCCCUGCUCUGGAUGGCAGAGCUGCCUCACGUGGACGCCUGUUAUUUUAUAGUCCCCUCCCCCGGGGGCGGGCUGAAGCCAGUGACUGACAGAUAUGGGGGGAUGAAAUCUGGCCCGAGACCCAUGGUGGAGGUAACUCCUGGGUGCAGUUCAUACUCCAGGGCUCCCGUGGGAUCAGGCUGAGGCUGCCUAGCUCCUUUCCUUCUCAUCCCACUUCCCUUCUCCCAAAGCACCCCAAUAAAUCCUGUCACCUGAAUCUGCUCCUUGGGCUCUACUUCUAGGACCCCACCUAAGACAGGGAUAAAACCACCAACGAGUAAGGACUUGACAGUGUCUGGCAUACAGCAGGUACCCAUAACGUUGUCUUUGGUGACCCACGGGCAGAGGGUCACGCACCCCCCAGCGGCCUGGACAGCUUUCCGCCGCAGGGUACCCACUCACCGUGCCAGGAAGCGGCCCGAGGACUGAGGCUAGGGCAGCCACUGCUCACUGCAGUUGACCGUGGUGGACUCUGCUUCUAGGUACCUAGGUCUCAGUGAAGCGUUCACACCUGGCCGGUGAACAGGAUGGUAGGUGCAGUGGAAUUCACCCAACCCCGCCCUCUGCCGGUCGUGUGAACAAACAGGUCUGAGAAGUCAGGACUGGCGGUCGAUUCAACAGCGUGUUUAUUAAAGGUGCAUAGGA